AAGCGGCGGAAGUCUAGAUAGACUGUCCUCUUCGCUUGUCUAACCAGUCACGGUUCACUGCUAGGAUUCCUGUAGAAACCUCCUGCAGAGUCCUGUCGAAGCUGGGGCUGAUCCUGACAGGGGGCGGGAGCCCUGCCUCCGUCCCAAACUCAGGCUUUCCAGCUGUUUUAAAGGCCGUGUUACUGGGAAGCUGUGGGGGGGGAAAAAAACCGUCUGAAGAUUCAGAGGAAGAUCAGUGGAAAAAUUUUAGCACCUAAGUGAUUAGGAGUCAAAGGUGAGAGGCACCACGGAAAUUUCUGGAAACCGGAAAGUGAACGAGCGGCUGUCUCUCUGGGAAAGAGGUGCAGACGGGAGCGCGUUUGGGGAAGAAGGGAAGGAAAGUCCAAAGACGUAAUCGAAACGCUUCCUGUUCUUUUGGGAUGGCGGGACGGGGGGGGACGGGGGGGUGGGUGAAGGAGGGGGUGGGAGAGGGCUUUUCUUCUCAUCGCAGGCAAAGUGGGGGUUUUGCAUCGAUCCUGCUGCAUUUGUGUAGCUCCUCCAUUUUGCCUGUGGAGCUGUGGAAUUUGCAUCUGGGGCAGAUCCCUUAGGUGUGUUCCAGGUGUCUGCAUGGGUGGAAGAUGACCUUUUCCAGUCACUCCCCAUUGCAUUAGCAGCCCCCCCCCCCCCCCCCUCGUGUGUACACUCUGUUCCUGCCAUUGCCACCUGUAUUAUUAACCCUUUAAGGUGUGAGAUCACAAACAUGUGACUGGAAUGUUCUCGACUGAACAUUAUAAUGCUGAUGUCACAAUCACUACUGAUGAAAGCGAUUCCUUUGAAAGCAGCGCUGACUUAGAAUUUUGAAAAAAAAAGACAUUCUGAAAACCCUACUCUUCAAAGGGUUAAUGAUGUUCAUACAAUUGUCAUCUUAGCUCCUAAACAGCGAGGAUUCAAACCUGCAACCCCCACCCCCCCCCAUGGCCUCGUCCUUUUCUCUAGCAGAGGCCAAGUAGGGUUGGGAGGAGGGUAGAAUGAUGUUGUUAAUGUUGGGGCAAAUUGAAAAUGGCCGUCACCUUUUCUUAGCAGCUUUGAGUCUUUACAGUGAUUUUUAUGCGAGUGCUUCAGCAGGGAGGCGCCCUGUUCGUCCCGCCACUUGAGAUCCGUGCCUGAAUUUACGACCGUCGCUCGAGGAAGCAGAGCGAACGACCCUUUUAAAUGCACUUUACGUUCGGCACUUCAGACGCUGGAUAAAUAAACCGGUUGAGAGGUGAACGGCUUUUACGCGCUGGCAUCCUUGCCAUUUUUCAUUAUAAAACACGAACAAAAUGGAUGCAGUGAAAGGGCAUUAGAUACUGCAUCCUUCUCUGGUGUUGUGGAUGGGCAUUCACUGGCUCAGGUCCAUGUUGACAUCACAUCGGGUUGUCUUGUGACAGCGUGCGUGGCAGCAUGUGUGUGUGAUGGUAAAGUUUCUUAUUAAUGAGCCCUCCACAAAGUGAUUUUGAUGUCACAUGACCUGCCGAUUCAGUACACGGAGACCAGCUUUCGCGAGCUUAACCGCAGGCCUAGGUGUGUUUCUUCAUGUUGUUGUUUUAGAGGUCUGGAAAAUCAACAGGAAAAUCAAAUCGCGCUCAGAGGAAGCUCCCGUCUUGUAAGGCUGAAGUGCUUAUCCCCAAAAGUCAGAUCACUUGAACAACCCUCAGGUAAAUCUGGUAAAUUAUUAACCGAUGUUCUGCUGACUCAAUACACCCAGCUUCCUUCUUAGUGAGGGGCAGUUGGCGGCGGUGGGGGGGUGGGGGGGGGAGCUGGUUAGAUUAUGUGGAUGGAUGGAGGAGCGUGUGGAGGGGUAGGGUUAGUGGCGGUUGUCAAAGGAACCGCAAAGUCAUUCCAACGUCAAGCACCUGUGUGACACCUCUGAGCCAAUCAGAUGGAGCGUUCGCGUUGCCUCUGGUUGGCUGGUUCCCUCACGGCAGACCGGAGACCCUCGUCGCUCGUCAGGAGACAGCCGGUCGUCGGGACGCCAGCCGGGCCAAAGCUGUGCCGUUCCUCUGAGCUCCAGGGACCCUUCAGGGAGGAAACUGACUUUCCCUCAGCUCUCGAACGGAGGAAAAAAGGCUCCGUCCAGCGUUGCUCCUGAAAGCAGAAACAUCCGCUGAGACGCCUCUGGCUUUCACUCUCUUUUUGCUGCUUUUGGAGAAGCCCGAACAAAAAAAACCAUGGGAGAGCUCUCGGAGGCGUCGCUCUGUCCGCCAUCGUCACGCGAUGAGACUUUCGUCUGACCGAGGCCCGACUCUGUGAUGUCACUUUAGGCGUUCUCACGACGACCACGACGACUUCAUCUCAGUGAGGGCACCUGACAACCGAAGCUUCAGCUGUAACAAAGGGUGGUCCCGAAAACUCAUCCGCCCCACAACCCUCCCCCUCCCCUCCCAAACCGGCGGCGCUUCCGUCCAUGGCCCGGCUCCAGGUGACGAGCGUGAAUGUCAGCUGGACCGGGCUUCUCCUCCUGGCCCACUUCCUGUACCUGCUGCUCGGCGCCACCAUCUUCCAGAUGCUGGAGCGCGAGGCCGAGAGCAACAACCGCAACCACUUCCAGCUGGAGAAGCUGCACUUCCUCAUGAACUACAGCUGCCUGGACGGAGCAGCCCUGGAGAAGUUUGUGCAGGUGAUCCUGGAUGCCUGGGAGAAGGGCGUGAAUCCUUCCGGAAACUCCACCAACCCCAGUAACUGGGACUUCAGCAGCUCUUUCUUCUUCGCUGGGACCGUCGUUACGACCAUAGGUUACGGGAACCUGUCCCCCAGCACCACCUCAGGACAGGUGUUCUGCGUGUUCUACGCCCUCUGCGGCAUUCCGCUCAACCUGGCCUUCCUCAACCAGCUGGGGAAGUGCCUCACUCUGCACCUGGGACGCCUGGAGAGGGGCGUGGUCUCCGUCGGGAAGCACAAGCAAUCGAUGGAGGUCCUGGCCGUGGGCUGCUUCCUGCUCAUGGGCAGCAUUCUCUUCCUGGUCAUCCCCCCACUGGUGUUCAGCUAUGUGGAGGACUGGUCGUACGGGGAGGGCUUCUACUUCGCCUUCAUAACGCUCAGCACCAUCGGGUUCGGGGACUACGUCGUGGGAACCGACCCGCACAAGCAGUACAUCUCCGUGUACCGCAGCCUGGCCGGCGUCUGGAUCGUUUUCGGCUUGGCCUGGCUCGCCCUCAUCUUCAACAUCGGCGCCAGGGUGAUGGAGCACGUCUUCCAGCUCAGGCACUCCACCCCCCAGGCCCCGGACAAGGACGAGGAACGCCAAAAACCGGAGGAGGGGGCGGGGCAGAGAGCCAUUCAGCAGGGGGUGUGA
Messenger RNA from Anguilla rostrata (American eel), 3313 nucleotides. RefSeq names its product potassium channel subfamily K member 16-like. The record is from RefSeq and is a predicted model, not a curated record. Gene Ontology annotation, biological process: stabilization of membrane potential; potassium ion transmembrane transport. The transcript is spliced from 5 exons. Gene Ontology annotation, cellular component: plasma membrane. The coding region runs from base 2426 to 3313 and encodes 295 amino acids. Lineage: Eukaryota; Metazoa; Chordata; Actinopteri; Anguilliformes; Anguillidae. Gene Ontology annotation, molecular function: outward rectifier potassium channel activity; potassium ion leak channel activity.